This is a messenger RNA of Anoplopoma fimbria (sablefish), 2244 nucleotides long. It is a transcript of the gene gsg1l, whose product is annotated as gsg1-like. The transcript is spliced from 5 exons. The record is from RefSeq and is a predicted model, not a curated record. Gene Ontology annotation, cellular component: plasma membrane. Lineage: Eukaryota; Metazoa; Chordata; Actinopteri; Perciformes; Anoplopomatidae. Bases 310 to 1272 code for a protein of 320 amino acids.
UUGGAGCAGGUCUGGGAGCAGGUCUGGGAGCAGGUCUACAGAUCCGGGAGCAGGUCUACAGGUCUGGGAGCAGGUCUACAGGUCUGGGAUGUGGUUCUGGGAUGUGGUUCUGAAGUAGAUGGAACAUUCCCGUCCCGUGGACUCCGGACUACCUGUCACGUCUCCCCGCUCGGAGGACACCCCGACCCGAACAGGAGAGCAGAGACGCGCGUAAUUCCCUCAGUGCGUCUCCCCGCGCCAUGCCGCCUCUCCGCCUCUGACCGCCGCCUCCCGACGCCUCCUCUCCCCGGAGGAACUUGGACCGAGACCAUGAAGACGACGCGGAAAUGUCGCGCACUGCUGUCCGUGGGUCUGAACCUGGUGGCGCUGUUCUUCUCCACCACCGCCUUCAUCACCACGUACUGGUGCGAGGGCACCCAGCGCGUGCCCAAGCCCAACUGCAGCAAGCAGCGGCGCCACAACUGCAUCGACUACGGAGUGAACGAGACGGACCAGAACAAGGUCCACUACAGCUGGGAGACCGGGGACGACCGCUUCCUGUUCCGUCGCUUCCACACCGGCAUCUGGUACUCGUGCGAGGAGAACAUCCACGAGGCAGGUGAGAAGUGUCGGAGCUUCAUUGAUCUGGCCCCGGCGUCUGAGAGAGGUGUGUUGUGGUUGUCCGUGGUGUCCGAGGUUCUCUACAUCCUGCUGCUGGUGGUCGGCUUCAGCCUGAUGUGUCUCGAGCUUUUCCACUCCAGCAAUGUCAUCGACGGACUCAAACUCAACGCCUUCGCCGCCGUCUUCACCGUGCUGUCUGGUCUUCUGGGUAUGGUGGCCCACAUGAUGUACACUCAGGUGUUCCAGAUCACAGUCAGUCUGGGUCCUGAAGACUGGAGGCCUCACAGCUGGGACUACGGAUGGUCCUUCUGCAUGGCCUGGGGUUCGUUCACCUGCUGCAUGGCCGCCUCCGUCACCACCCUCAACUCCUACACCAAGACGGUGAUCGAGUUCAGACACAAACGCAAGCUGUUUGAGCAGGGUCUGCGGGAGGAGCAGAACUACCUGGACCAGGAGGCCUUCCACUACUUCCGGGACCGCUCCCUCCAGUCCAUCUCCAGCACUGUGGAGGUCUACCCGGGCCACGGCGGAGCCAGAGCCGGGCUCGUCGUCGGGGGCCCUGUUCCAGGACCGGGACCGGGUCGUGGCCCCGGGAGAGGCGAGAUGAGAGGCACGUCAGCCUCCAUAGACCUGGGGGAGAACACAGACUCUCUGGGGGAGGAGCAGUGCUGAGAAUCCAUGAACGGCUUCUUUAGGUCUGAACUGGCGACGGGUUCUUCCACCGAACACGAAAGCACAGCAGCCCUUUUUUUUUCUGUUUGAGGAAAAUUAUUAACCCGUCGAAGAGAGUUGGAGACAGUGAAAUUAAUUUACUAGACGGAUAUAUCCUUUAUAUAUUAACUGAAAAUCAAUAUGUAUGAAAAAACAGAGAGAUCUGUGACUUUGAGAACCAGAAAUUAAGAUCCUUUGUUUACGGAAGAAGGUGUUCUCCAGCAUAAAUCAAGGUGUUAUGUGUAGUAUUUCAACAUGGAUAUUAUACAUUUAGAUGCAUCAAAAGUGAACCUAUUUAAUGUCUGUGGCCAGAAGUUGCAUUUACAAAAUUAAAGUGAAUUCAGAAGAGUAGCAGCAAAUGUAGAGAGCCGUUAAAUGGAAGUUAUACAGCAAUAUCUACCGUAAAUUCGCUAACAUGAGAGUCCAUAGAGAGGCGAAGUCCCGCCCCUUCUGUUGGGUCACCAUGGGACCUUAUUUCGGAAGAAAUAUGCACAGUUGUCAAAAAUCAUACAUGUAAUUCUCAUUAUAUUUAUUUCCUAAAUAUAUUUUAGAGCAGUGCAGAUUAAAACCAAAAACAUAGAUAUUUUUUAAUGCUUAACAAACUUAAUUGUUGAUGAAAAUGGGUAGUAAACUAAAGGAACAUGUGUCACUUUUCAAGAAAACAAAGAGAGGUGAGAGUUUCAGGAGCUGGCUGAUGUUACAGCAGGGCUUUGGCUCUUUAUAAAUGUUCUCUUUUUUAAAUCCACCAUCUUGUGGCCAUUAGAAGAACUGCAGCUUUUUACUGAUGGAUCGUGUCUCUCAUCUUUCCUCUGGUUCAGAAAAAAACUGAGAAUGAUUCAGAGGUGGACACGCAGGGUGAUCUACCUGGAGAAAAACACAAAAUACUACACAUAGCACUUUUAAACAGGUUGUACAAAGCCAAGAACAUAUUUA